Molecule: messenger RNA, 618 nt
Organism: Acanthocheilonema viteae
Lineage: Eukaryota; Metazoa; Nematoda; Chromadorea; Rhabditida; Onchocercidae
Source: the annotation of a GenBank genome assembly
AUGACGAGAUGUCCACCGGGUCCACCAGGUCCACCAGGAUAUGAUGGUGAAGAUGGAGAGGAUGGUGUGCCUGGAAUUCCUGGAUUAGAUGGAAUUCCUGGAUUUCUAACAAAAUAUAAGGAUGGAGAAUGCAUUAAAUGUCCACCUGGUCCACCAGGUGUGCCAGGUCCUAUGGGAGCACCCGGUGAACGGGGACCAAAAGGAUUGGAUGGAAUAAAUGGAGAACGAAUGGGUAUUGGAGCGAUCGGUCCCCCCGGUCUUCCCGGUGAUCCUGGAAUACAAGGACCAAUAGGACCACCAGGUGUGGAUGGUGAAGCUGGACUACCAGGAAUACAAGCGAUACUUGGAAAACCGGGUCUACCUGGGCCAACUGGUCCACGAGGACCGAUUGGAUCUCCCGGUGAACCAGGCAUAACAGUAAAUGGUGAAGUAGGGCCAGUUGGCAUAUCAGGUCGCGCAGGAUUACCAGGUCUUCCAGGACCAAAAGGUCCCGAUGGAGAAAUUGGAAUGCCUGGAAUUCCUGGAUCUGAUGGUAUUUAUUGUCCAUGUCCGCCAAGAAAUUGGUUCAACAUCGAGGAAAACCUAUCAGAAACAGCAACGCAACGAGUAUUUCAUUGA